Molecule: messenger RNA, 2502 nt
Organism: Schizosaccharomyces octosporus yFS286
Lineage: Eukaryota; Fungi; Ascomycota; Schizosaccharomycetes; Schizosaccharomycetales; Schizosaccharomycetaceae
Product: 3'-tRNA processing endonuclease Trz1
Exons: 1
Coding region: 29-2065 (678 amino acids)
Biological process (GO): mitochondrial tRNA 3'-end processing
Cellular component (GO): mitochondrion
Molecular function (GO): 3'-tRNA processing endoribonuclease activity
Source: RefSeq, a predicted model, not a curated record
AUUUUCGUUAGAAUUUCUCAGGCAUGGUAUGAAAAAUAUAAUACACAAUAAGUUAUGUACUUUAUAUAAAAAAACCCCGAAAAUAAUGUUAAACCAUGCUUUGCCCAGCAAAGUUGGAACAUUCGUGCAAUUGCGAUGGGUCAGUCAACAAAUUGCGCGUAGAAAAGAAAACAGGAAUACAAACCGUAUAUCUUUGAACGUGAUAAGCGAUGUAGCUGCCGACAAUCUAAUUGCUCCUUUGUUGUGUGUUACCCUUGACGAUAGAAAGUAUCUAAUUGGAAAUAUGGGGGAAUUGAUGCAACUGAAGUUUCGAAACCAUCCACUUAAUUAUGGCGGGAAAAUAUUACGAUCGUUCAUGAUGCCUGGAAGUGGCCGAAACUACAAUCCAUGGAGCGCUACAGCCGGUCUUCUAGGGUACGUUCAGUCCAGCGAAAUUGAUACCGUGUUGGAUAUGCACGCUCCUUCUGGUAUAGCCUCACUUAUAGCCAAUUCCAAGAAUUUAACUUCAGGCAGUAGCUUGAAGUUAAACGUUAUACCAUUUCAAAAUAAGAUUUCGGAAGAUCAUGAAAGCUUUGAGUUUCGUGAAAAGAACUUUUGCACGAUAAAGGGAGAAAUUUUCCCUUUGUGGUCAUACUUGUCCUUCAUGACUGUGCCAAUCCACGGCACUUUUGAUGCCGUGAAGGCAAAGCUCUUAGGUGUACCUUUUGGGAAAGCUAAUGGCUUGCUUUGUCAAGGGCAAUCGGUCUUAGCUAGUGACAACAAAACAUUAGUACGUCCUGAACAGGUAGUGGGUCCUACUAAACCGGGACAAAAGUUUGUCGUUCUUGGUUGUGGUAGUCGUACGGCCAUCAACGAUCUUCUGCAUUAUGUAAAUACUUGGGAGCAAGAUUUUCCUUCUUGUAUUAUCCAUGUACUUGAUAAAGGGGUUUGGGGUAACGAUUAUGCAAAGUUUUUGGAGCACCCAAAAAUUCAAAAUAUCAAGCAUAUUAUUUCGUGUGUUGAACUUGGAAAGGAUUUGCCAACAUUUAAAAGAAGCAAAUCUGUUAAUGUGCUUCCUAGUUGUCGUGGAUUCUUGUCAGAUGAUCUGUCAACUACUUGCAAUCUUCCUGAUAAUGUCCUGAAACUGGAAGAAGGCUUAAGUUUGGAGUUGUCAAACCAAGAGUGUUUGGUUAAGAGUGAGAAUAAGGAGAAUACUAAGGUUGAACCUCGAUUAUCUAAUUCAUUACCGGAGUCUUCUAAAGGUUAUGUGGUGGAUAUUUUGGGGACGAGUGCAACAUCUCCAACAAUGUAUCGAAGUUUGAGCUGCUAUUUGGUAAAUGUGGAUAAUAAUAUUGUUUUACUAGACUGCGGUGAAGGAUCUUAUUCUCAGCUGAUACGGCAAUAUGGAACAAACCUUGAUUCUGUAUGGAGACAACUCCGUUUAAUUUUUGUUUCCCAUAUGCAUGCUGAUCACUGGCUUGGACUUGUGAAUAUUCUCUUAACCUGGAAUAAUAGUACUCGUAGUUCUGACUCUAAACUAACUGUUGUUUGUCCCCGAUCGCUCCGCUUCUGGCUGUCGAGGGUCAGUGAAUCUGCUAGACUUUCUCAGAUAAUAAAACGUCUUCACUUUGUAGAUGCUUCUACUGUGGGCAUAGGAAACGAAUAUUGUUUGUCAGAAAAUCUAUCUUUAUAUACGGUUCCUUCUAUUCAUAUAGCUGAUUCCCACUCUGUUGUUUUGUCCCAUAAAAGUAGCGGGAAACUGGUCUACAGUUCGGAUACCCGUCCAAAUAUGAAGUUAGCAAGGGCAGGAAAGAAUGCAACCGUUUUGUUGCAUGAAGCCACAUUCGAAGAUGAUUUACGUGAUGAAGCUGUCAAUAGAUACCAUUCGACCAUUUCUGAAGCAUUGAUGAUUGCAAAGAAAAUGCAAGCAAAACAACUAAUAUUAACGCACUUUAGUACUCGUUCUACGGACAAUUCUUCUAAUGGACCGAAUUGGUCUAUUUAUCCCAAGCAUAAGACAAUUCAUGCUCGAGAUGGGAUGCGUUGGACACAAUCUACAUUCCGAUCUGAUAAAAAAAAUUCGUGAGACAAAAACCAUGACGGUAAAAUUUCUUUAACGGUUUUACUCGUGUUUGCUAAGAUUGAGCUGUUUUACAGUCACUGGUUUGCUGCACUUAUAGUAUGACACAUGAAUGAUGCUAGACUGAACAUAGCUUGACUUUCUUUUGUAAAAGCUCAGGAGGGAGAAGAUCACUGUUUUUUACCGUACGAUUACAGCAAUGUUUUUACGUUCAUAAUAUAUCACCAAAAGAUUAAACUUAUGAAGAUGUUUAUAAUACUUUUGACAUGCUAUGCUAAAAUACGGAUACGAUGAAAAAUAGAACCAAAAAAUAUACUUAGCAAGACUUUGCGAAUUACCUGCUUAGUAGUAAGUAGCCUCAUACAAUGAAUAGAGAAAUAAAAAAAAAUAAAAUAAAAGUAUUCUUAUGACUAUAAAAUAGGGGAAAAUCAAUGAAUUAAUUG